UAGGUCGCGCUACUGACUCCUUCUCACAGUUCCUCUCCUCUGACCACAGCUACUGAAACACAGCAUCCAAAGCCAUGGAUAAGAAGCAGACCAUUAAUUUCGGUGCAGGCCCGGCAAAACUCCCUCAGUCUGUCCUGUUACAAGCACAGAAGGAACUGAUUGACUAUAAUGGGAUCGGAAUAAGCGUUCUCGAAAUGAGCCACAGAUCUUCAGAUUUCUCCAAAAUCAUAAACAAUACGGAAAAUCUCCUGAGAGAACUUCUGGACAUCCCAGAUAACUACAAAGUUAUGUUUCUCCAAGGGGGCGGCUCUGGUCAGUUCAGCGCUGUUCCCCUUAACCUGAUUGGUCUGAAGGAAGACAGAUGUGCUGAUUAUAUAGUGACCGGCACGUGGUCGGCCAAGGCUGCCAAAGAAGCAGAGAAGUAUGGCAAAGUGAACAUCAUUCAUCCCAAACUGGAUGCUUACACCAAGAUCCCGGACAGCAGCGUUUGGUCGCUGAAUCCGUCGGCGUCUUACGUUUACUACUGCUGCAAUGAAACGGUCCACGGCGUCGAGUUUAAUUUUGUUCCAGACGCUAAGGGCGCGAUCCUUGUGAGCGAUAUGUCCUCCAACUUCCUCUCCAGACCGGUGGAUGUGUCUAAGUUUGGACUUAUCUUUGCCGGCGCUCAGAAGAACGUAGGCUGUGCUGGCGUGACAGUGGUGAUAGUGAGGGAGGAUCUCUUGGGAAAAGCAUUGAAGGAGUGCCCAGUGGUCUUAGAUUACCAAGUGCAAGCUGGGAAUAAUUCCCUUUACAAUACACCCCCUUGCUUCAGUAUCUAUAUCAUGGGGUUGGUCCUGGAGUGGAUUAAAAACAAUGGAGGCACUGAAGCUAUGGAACGACUCAACAAGCAGAAAUCUGGCAUCAUCUAUGACAUCAUCAACAGCUCCAAUGGAUUCUACUCAUGCCCGGUUGAUCCGGAAUGCCGAAGCCGAAUGAAUGUUCCAUUCCGCGUCGGAAAGAAGGAGGGAGAUGAGGCUUUGGAGAAGAAGUUUCUGGAUGGUGCCUCCAAGCUUGGGAUGAUUUCAUUAAAAGGGCACAGAUCAGUGGGUGGAAUCCGGGCAUCUCUGUAUAACGCCGUGACUGUGGAAGACGCGGAGGUUCUUGCCGCCUACAUGAAAGAGUUCCUGAAAGAGCACCACUAGAAAGUAUAAGCUCGCCUUGGCAGCCUGGUCACCUUACUGCUUGUUUACAGACAACCUCAACUGUAGACUGAUCUUAGAUGUUUGUUUCCGUUUUACAGGGCCUGUUUGAAAUGUUUUUAAGGGCUUGAUGGACAGUCCUAGCAGACCGAAGUAGUUCUCCUCCAAGUGCAAUACUAGAACAUGAGCCAAGUUCUGAAUUAGGAAACGCACACUGAACAUGACUGCAUGAUUGCCAAAAUCAAUACAGAGGCAUACGUUUAUUACAUUUUCACAAUGCUUUUUUUUUUUUUUUACCUAAAUAAGACAGUUCAAUUUAUUAACUGCUAAGACCUUCCAUCAGUACCUUAAUUACACUGAAAUCAGAACCUCAGUCUUAAAAAACGUUACUAAAAAGUCCAUAGACUCAUGUUAGUUCUUACGUCUGUGCCUUCAGUUGUAGAACUCUCGAUAAGCUAACGUUCCAUUUAAGGUAGUUUGCUGUUUACCAGUGGGCAUAUAGCCCCCGUUUUUUUCUUCUUUCUAACGUGAUGGAUGCUACCUUUUUGUGCCUUCAUGUGUGCUGAUAAGUACUUUUAUCUGUGUAUUAAGGGUCCAGUAUGAUGUUUGCCACAUGAAAGAAAGAGUGAUGUUGUUUGUAAGAAAUGGAAUGUAUAUUCGAUAUGAGGAAAGAUGUUCUAUGGCUGUAAAAAAGAAAAAAAG
Molecule: messenger RNA, 1880 nt
Organism: Chanos chanos (milkfish)
Lineage: Eukaryota; Metazoa; Chordata; Actinopteri; Gonorynchiformes; Chanidae
Gene: psat1
Product: phosphoserine aminotransferase 1
Exons: 9
Coding region: 75-1181 (368 amino acids)
Biological process (GO): L-serine biosynthetic process
Cellular component (GO): cytoplasm
Molecular function (GO): pyridoxal phosphate binding; O-phospho-L-serine:2-oxoglutarate transaminase activity
Source: RefSeq, a predicted model, not a curated record